AUGUGUCAACAUACAAUCAUCCUCUUCUCGUGCGGAUACAACGAAUUCGAUGACGAUGCCACAUCGCUCUGCUGGAAGAGAGAACAAUGGGCCCUGCGAGGCAAGCAAUGUCCCGAGAUUGAGUUCAUUCCCAAGCAGGUCUCCUAUUCCUGUCUGGCUUGCGGGGACACGAGUUCGAGGGUGGCUAGGUUCCAUUGGAGAAUGGAAGAGGACCAAUCAUAUGAAAUCAGAAGGCAUGAGAAUGGCCAAGCAUUGAAGACUCCAGAGGAAGAAGAGAAAGCUACCGACACCAAAGCCGAGCACAAGGGAAGCCGUGUGGACGUCGAGUUAGGUGGCCAGAACGACGAUAUCGCGGAGCAGAAGAAUCAUAGAAGCGCUCGCGAAAUCUCGAUCUAUUUAGGACCGAUGGAGGUGGUGGUCAGUAUCCGUAGAUCGGGAAAUGGGGAAUCUUCCGUUAACGGAGGAGGUUGA
Messenger RNA from Mytilinidion resinicola, 471 nucleotides. RefSeq lists its product as uncharacterized. Bases 1 to 471 code for a protein of 156 amino acids. The transcript has a single exon. The record is from RefSeq and is a predicted model, not a curated record. NCBI's taxonomy places the organism in Eukaryota, Fungi, Ascomycota, Dothideomycetes, Mytilinidiales, Mytilinidiaceae.